Messenger RNA from Elaeis guineensis (African oil palm), 1378 nucleotides. RefSeq lists its product as uncharacterized. NCBI's taxonomy places the organism in Eukaryota, Viridiplantae, Streptophyta, Magnoliopsida, Arecales, Arecaceae. The record is from RefSeq and is a predicted model, not a curated record.
AAUAAGGUAUCUUCUAUCACAACCCAAGCUUGGGCUAGCAUCUUCUUUUGGUAGAGCGAGCUCUAGCAUCUUUACGGGUGAAAAGCUAGAAACAAUCUGGAGGACGAUGCUAUUCAGAGCCGCAGCAGUCCUGCUGAUAGUGUUGUUGGGAUUGGCUUAUCAAUCCAUCCAGCCUCCACCUCCAAAGCUGUGUGGCUCUCCCGAUGGCCCCCCCAUCACUUCUCCCAGAAUCCAACUCAAAGAUGGAAGGCAUCUGGCCUACAAAGAAGCAGGAACUCCCAAAGAGAAGGCUAAAUACCAGAUCAUUACAGCCCAUGGUUUUGGUUCCACCAAAGAAUUUGUAUUCCCUGUGUCUCAGGCACUGGUGGAGGAGCUAGGAAUAUACUUGCUCUCGUUUGAUAGAGCAGGAUAUGGGGAGAGCGAUCCAAACCCAAAGCGAAGUGUGAAGAGUGAGGCUAUGGACAUUGAAGAACUUGCCGACCAAUUGGAGAUUGGGCCAAAAUUCUACGUCCUCGGGAUCUCCAUGGGAGGUUACACGAUCUGGGGGUGCCUGAGAUACAUACCACACAGGCUGGCAGGAGCAGGACUUGUAGUACCAGUCAUCAACUACUGGUGGCCUUCUUUUCCGGCUGAGCUAUCCAAGGAGGUCUACGGCAAGAUACUUGUGACAGAACAAUGGUCUCACUGGAUCGCACAUCAUUUUCCUUCUUUACUGUAUGGAUGGUUGACUCAGAAAUGGUUCCCUUCUUCAGCAAUAAUUGGGGGACACCCUGAUCUAUUCCCUGAGGAAGAUAAGGAAAUCUUUAAGAAAAUCCAAGCAAUGCCAAAUCCUGCUGGGGAUAAGCCAACACAGCAAGGUGUUCAUGAAUCACUCCAUCGAGACCUAAUGGUGGCAUUUGGCAAGUGGGAAUUUGAUCCUAUGAAUCUUAGCAAUCCAUUCCCUCACAAUGAGGGCUCUGUUCACAUCUGGCAAGGGUAUAAAGACAGGUUGUGCCAAGUGGAGCUGCAGCGCUAUGUUUCUAAGAAGCUUCCCUGGAUCCGAUAUCAUGAGGAACCUAAUGGCGGGCAUGUGUUCAUGCUUCUUGAUGGUUAUGGUGACAAAAUCAUCAAGGAACUUCUACUUGGAGAGAAGCCCUCGGUUAUGUGAAUGUGGUUUAUGGAGUUGCAGAUCUUGUAUUAUGCAUCUCUAAACAAUGAUCGUAUGAAGUUCCAAAAUGAAUGUGUAAACAUUUUAUUCAUGGAAAAUGCCAAAGCCUCCAACUCUUGGUUGGUUUGACAGACCCAAGCCCUCCAACUCUUGCAUUUCAUACAGUUUAGAUGACAAUGGCCAUAACUUUUUGAAGUCUUCCACAGAAGAAAAAUUGUUCCAUGUUUCUUA